GCCCAUGUGCGCCUGGAGCAGCGGCGUCUCCAGGGUCAGGCAGCAGGUCACCAUGAGCCUCAGCGAGGAGCAGGCGCGGAGCUUCCUCGAUGAGAACCCCGACUUUGCCCACCAGUACUUUGAGAAGAAGCUGAGCCCCGAAAAUGUGGCAGCGGCCUGCGAGGACGGGUGCCCGCUGGACUGUGAAAGCCUCCGGGAGGUGUGCCAGGUGGAGGAGAGUGCGGCCCUCCUCGACCUGGUGCAGGACAUGCAGGAGAACGUCAACAUGGAGCGUGUGGUCUUCAAGAUCCUGCGGCGCCUCUGCACCCUCCUGCAUGCCGACCGCUGCAGCCUCUUCAUGUACCGCCAGCGCAACGGCGUGGCCGAGCUGGCGACACGACUCUUCAGUGUGCAGCCUGACAGCAUCCUGGAGGACUGCCUGGUGCCCCCCGACUCUGAGAUCGUCUUUCCGCUGGACAUCGGAGUUGUGGGCCACGUGGCUCAUACCAAGAAGAUGGUGAACGUCAAGGACGUGUCUGAGUGUGAACACUUCAGCUCCUUCGCUGACGAGCUCACCGACUAUGUGACAAAGAACAUCUUGGCCAUGCCCAUUAUGAAUGGCAAAGACGUGGUGGCUGUGAUUAUGGCAGUGAACAAGCUUGACGGCCCGUGCUUCACCAGUGAAGAUGAAGACAUUUUCUUGAAGUACCUGAAUUUUGCCACAUUAGACCUGAAGAUCUACCACUUGAGCUACCUCCACAACUGUGAGACACGCCGAGGCCAGGUGCUGCUGUGGUCGGCCAAUAAAGUGUUUGAAGAGCUGACAGACAUCGAGAGGCAGUUCCACAAGGCCUUCUACACUGUGCGAGCCUACCUGAACUGUGACCGGUAUUCGGUGGGCCUCCUGGACAUGACCAAGGAGAAGGAAUUCUUUGAUAUAUGGCCGGUGCUGAUGGGAGAAGCCCAGCCGUACUCAGGCCCACGCACGCCUGAUGGUCGGGAAAUCGUCUUCUACAAAGUCAUCGACUACAUCCUCCAUGGCAAGGAGGACAUCAAAGUCAUCCCCACACCCCCAGCUGAUCACUGGGCCCUGGCCAGCGGCCUCCCCACCUAUGUGGCAGAAAGUGGCUUUAUUUGUAACAUCAUGAAUGCCUCUGCAGACGAAAUGUUCGAAUUUCAGGAGGGACCACUGGACGAGUCUGGCUGGACCAUCAAGAAUGUACUGUCCAUGCCUAUCGUCAACAAGAAGGAAGAGAUUGUGGGGGUUGCAACAUUUUACAACAGAAAGGAUGGAAAGCCCUUUGAUGAACACGACGAAGUUCUCAUGGAGUCCCUAACGCAGUUCCUAGGCUGGUCGGUGAUGAACACAGACACCUACGACAAGAUGAACAAGCUGGAGAACCGCAAGGACAUCGCCCAGGACAUGGUUCUCUACCAUGUGAAGUGUGACAAGGAUGAGAUCCAGUCCAUCUUGCCCACCAGAGCUCGCCUGGGGAGGGAGCCCGCUGACUGUGAUGAAGACGAGCUUAGAAUCCUCCUGAAAGAAGAGCUGCCAGGCCCCAAUAAGUUUGACAUCUAUGAGUUUCACUUCUCUGACCUGGAGUGCACCGAGUUGGAGCUGGUCAAAUGUGGCAUCCAGAUGUACUAUGAGCUGGGCGUGGUCCGCAAGUUCCAGAUCCCCCAGGAGGUCCUGGUGCGGUUCCUCUUCUCCAUCAGCAAAGGGUACCGGAGAAUCACCUACCACAACUGGCGCCAUGGCUUCAAUGUGGCCCAGACGAUGUUCACACUGCUCAUGACGGGCAAGCUGAAGAGCUACUACACAGACCUGGAGGCCUUUGCCAUGGUGACGGCCGGCCUGUGCCACGACAUCGACCACCGUGGCACCAACAACCUGUACCAGAUGAAAUCCCAGAACCCCUUGGCCAAGCUCCAUGGCUCCUCAAUCCUAGAGCGGCACCACCUGGAGUUUGGGAAAUUCCUGCUCUCGGAGGAGACUCUGAACAUCUACCAGAACCUGAACCGGCGGCAGCAUGAGCAUGUGAUCCACCUCAUGGACAUCGCCAUCAUUGCCACAGACCUAGCUCUCUACUUCAAGAAGAGGGCGAUGUUUCAGAAGAUCGUGGAUGAGUCCAAGAACUACGAGGACAAGAAGAGCUGGGUGGAGUACCUAUCCCUGGAGACAACUCGGAAGGAAAUUGUCAUGGCCAUGAUGAUGACGGCCUGUGAUCUGUCUGCCAUCACCAAGCCCUGGGAAGUCCAAAGCAAGGUCGCUCUUCUGGUGGCCGCUGAGUUCUGGGAACAAGGUGACUUGGAAAGGACAGUCUUGGAUCAGCAGCCAAUUCCCAUGAUGGACAGGAACAAGGCAGCCGAGCUCCCCAAGCUGCAAGUGGGCUUCAUUGACUUCGUGUGCACGUUCGUGUACAAGGAGUUUUCCCGAUUCCACGAAGAGAUCUUGCCCAUGUUCGAACGGCUACAGAACAACAGGAAGGAAUGGAAGACACUGGCUGACGAGUACGAGGCCAAAGUGAAGGCCCUGGAGGAGAAGAAAAAGGAGGACGAGAGAGGGCCCAUCAAGAAAGUGGGCACAGAAAUCUGCAAUGGUGGCCCAGCACCCAAGUCUUCAACCUGCUGCAUCCUGUGA
Molecule: messenger RNA, 2620 nt
Organism: Carlito syrichta (Philippine tarsier)
Lineage: Eukaryota; Metazoa; Chordata; Mammalia; Primates; Tarsiidae
Gene: PDE6B
Product: phosphodiesterase 6B
Exons: 22
Coding region: 5-2620 (871 amino acids)
Biological process (GO): retina development in camera-type eye; signal transduction
Cellular component (GO): photoreceptor outer segment membrane
Molecular function (GO): protein binding; 3',5'-cyclic-nucleotide phosphodiesterase activity
Source: RefSeq, a predicted model, not a curated record